Hyla sarda is the source of this 4872-nucleotide messenger RNA. RefSeq names its product ATPase copper transporting beta (gene ATP7B). Gene Ontology annotation, cellular component: membrane. NCBI's taxonomy places the organism in Eukaryota, Metazoa, Chordata, Amphibia, Anura, Hylidae. The record is from RefSeq and is a predicted model, not a curated record. Bases 274 to 4674 code for a protein of 1466 amino acids. Gene Ontology annotation, biological process: monoatomic cation transport. The transcript has 23 exons. Gene Ontology annotation, molecular function: ATP hydrolysis activity; ATPase-coupled monoatomic cation transmembrane transporter activity; ATP binding.
AGGGGCGGGGCUUCGUUGUGGGUGUGUGAGCAGUAUCCAAGCCAACCUGUUCCACCACUACAUGCAGGGAAAUAGAUGCAUCCCAUAGAUAUAAUGACCGGGCUGGCAGGGUUGUGGGUCCAUAGGUCACUGUCUGCUGUGUACUCACUAGUCACUGGCAGGAUCAGUCACCUGUGCUGGAGCAGAGCGGGGACUUGCUAGUUUAACUCAUAGAUGGCAUUGUGCUUUUGAUCACUGAAAACAAUCAGACACAUAAUUAGAUUGCCAGUAAAGAUGAUGUCUAAAAAGACAUUUCUGAAGAAUGAGGAUGAGGAGGAAGUAGUACGCUUACUUUGUCCUAUUGAAGAGGAAAAUGUCAAGGAACCCAGUAUUUCUCACAAUUAUACAAGCAAGACUUCUCAAAGCUAUGGCAUUCCCAAGACACUGUCACCAAAAAAACCAAGAUUUGCUUUUGACAACAGAGGCUUUGAAGGUAGCCUCAAUGACCUCACCUACUCAAAACCUGAUGUUAGUAUGGCUGUGGUGGGAAUUAUAGGUAUGACCUGCCAGUCUUGUGUACAGUCUAUCGAAGGAAGGAUCUCAAAGAUUCCUAGUGUGGUCAGUAUAAAGGUUUACCUUGAUCAAGGCAAUGCCACAGUAUGUUAUGUAUCUUCUGGAAUAACCCCUCAGAAGAUAUGUGAGGAAAUUGAAGAUAUGGGCUUUGAUGCUAAUGUACAGGAAUGCAAAGAACUUUCAACAUCUCUAAAUGGAAUUCACUCUAAAGAGGAUGUAGUAAAAAUAAGGGUAGAGGGUAUGACCUGUCAGUCUUGCGUCAAUACAAUUGAGGGGAAAAUUGGAAAAAUUCAAGGAGUAGAAAAAAUAAAGGUUUCGCUUACAAACCAAGAAGCAUCAAUUGUGUACUACCCACAGUACAUCCAACCAGAAGAUCUACAAAAACACAUAGAUGAUAUGGGGUUUGUGGCGUCUGUCAAAAGCAAACCAGAUCCAUCCAAGCUUGGAAUAAUCAACAUUGAACAGUUACAACGUAUCUCUACAGAACCGAUGCUUGUGAAUAUUGGUGGAACUAUAGGCAACACAACGGCGAGAACUAUUCAUAUAGAAGGAAUGCAUUGUAAGUCAUGUGUGCACAACAUAGAGGGCUCCAUUUCUGAACUCCCUGGUGUUCAGGAUAUUAAAGUCUCUCUUGAGAACAAAAAUGGUGUUAUAUCUUUUAUCGAGGGCAUUACUAGCCUAUUGACAAUAAAAGAAGCAAUUGAAGCGCUUCCACCAGGACAUUUUAAGGUUACUCUUCCAGUAGACGAUGAAGUGACUUCUGCAUUACGAUCAAAAUCAACCCAUCGUUCAUCCACAAGGACGGCUUCAUUUAGCAUUGGAGGAAUGACUUGUGGGUCUUGUGUGUCAACAAUUGAGAACACAAUCUCUCAAAGGAAAGGAGUACAAUCCAUAUCAGUGUCAUUACGUGAAGCAAUGGGAACAAUUCUCUAUAACCACAGAGAAACUAACUCUGAGGAAUUAAGAGCAGCUAUAGAAGACAUGGGUUUUGAAGCUACUCCUAUUUCUGAUUCCUCACUGACUACCAGAAGUAACCAUCAAAGUUCUAAAGCAGAUGAUGUACAACAAAAAUCACCGCAGACAACCAAGAAUGGAAUCCUGAAGCAAGAUUACAUUGUGGAUUUUCUCCCUAAGAAAACGUACCCAGAAAUCCCUCUAUUGGAGAAUGCUACACCCCAGACAUGCAUCUUACAAGUCACUGGCAUGACGUGUGCCUCCUGUGUCUCCAACAUUGAGAGAAAUCUGAAGAAGAAAGAUGGUAUUGUAUCAGUUCUUGUUGCACUAAUGGCUGGUAAAGCGGAGGUCAAAUACAUAACUGACCAGAUUGAACCAACUGAGAUUGCACAACUUAUUGAAAACCUGGGCUUUGGCGCUGUUGUUUUGGAAGACUGUACGGCGACACAUGGCAGCAUUGAGCUGGUUAUUACUGGGAUGACAUGUGCCUCUUGUGUCCACAAUAUUGAAUCACGACUGAUGGGAACUCCGGGUAUUCUACAAGCCUCUGUAGCUCUUGCCACCUGCAAAGCUCAAGUCAAGUUUGAUCCUGAAAUUGUUGGCCCUCGAGACAUCAUAAAAGUCAUUGAGGAGAUUGGUUUUCAAGCUUCUCUAUCUAAAAGGGAUCCUUCAGCUCACAACCUGGACCAUAAAGAAGAAAUAAGACAGUGGAGAAAGUCCUUCCUAUUCAGCCUUAUAUUUGGGAUCCCUGUAAUCUGCAUCAUGAUCUACAUGCUCGUUGUCAACAAUAAACACAGUCGGCCGUCAGCACUGGACAGAAACAUCUUCCCUGGCUUAUCUAUACUAAACCUCAUAUUCUUUAUGCUUUGCACAUUAGUCCAGUCCUUUGGAGGAUGGUACUUCUACGUCCAGGCUUACAAGUCCUUGAAACACAAAGCAACAAAUAUGGAUGUACUCAUUGUCCUGGCUACCACCAUUGCCUAUAUGUACUCUGUGGUGAUCCUCAUUGUGGCCAUUGUGGAGAAGUCUGAGCAGAGCCCAGAGACCUUCUUCGAUACACCCCCUAUGUUGUUCAUGUUCAUCGCUCUGGGAAGAUGGCUAGAACACAUAGCAAAGAGUAAAACAUCGGAAGCUCUUGCCAAGUUAAUAUCCUUGCAAGCUACAGAGGCGACAGUGGUGACGCUUGGACCCAAUUACUCAGUGGUGAGGGAAGAACAGGUGGCUGUGGAGCUGAUGCAAAGAGGAGAUAUUGUGAAAGUUGUACCUGGGGGAAAGUUCCCAGUGGAUGGAAGAGUUAUAGAAGGGACAUCUAUGGCAGAUGAGUCUCUCAUUACAGGUGAGCCUAUGCCUGUCAGAAAGAAGCCAGGGAGCAUAGUCAUUGCUGGAUCCAUUAAUGCACAUGGAUCAGUCCUUGUAGAAGCAACUCACGUGGGCUCUGACACUACCCUGGCCCAAAUUGUAAAGCUAGUAGAAGAGGCUCAGAUGUCCAAGGCACCAAUCCAGCAGCUGGCAGAUAGAAUAAGUGGUUACUUUGUUCCUUUUAUAAUCAGCAUUUCUAUUGUGACAUUGAUCGGAUGGACCACCGUUGGCUUUGUGAAUUUUGAUGUCAUACUAAAGUAUUUCCCAGAUUACAGUAAAACCAUCUCAAAGGCUGAGAUUAUCAUUCGGGUUGGCUUCCAGACGGCCAUCACUGUGCUGUCUAUUGCCUGUCCCUGUGCUUUAGGCCUGGCUACUCCCACUGCUGUGAUGGUGGGUACUGGAGUGGCUGCACAGAAUGGCAUCCUCAUCAAAGGUGGAGAGCCCCUGGAGAUGGCACAUAAGAUAAAUACAGUAAUGUUCGAUAAGACUGGAACAAUGACGCACGGCGCCCCUAAAGUAAUGAGAGUCCUACUGCUGGGUGAUGUAAGCAAGAUGCCCCUAAAAAGAAUGCUCGCUGUAGUCGGUACUGCAGAAGCCAGCAGUGAGCAUCCCUUGGGAAUGGCAGUGACAAAGUACUGCAAGGAGGAGCUGGGUACGGAAUCAUUGGGGUACUGUACUGAUUUCCAGGCGGUCCCAGGAUGUGGGAUUAGCUGUAAAGUGAAUAAUGUGGAAAGUGUCUUGGUGCAGAGUGAAGUAGACUUGAAUGAGCAGAACGUUUACAAGAGUGGCCUUACACAUUCCCAAGACAGACCCCUGAUCAUUGCUCCUGAACUACAAGGUGCCUCCGCUCCACAACCUCAUUCUGUAUUAAUUGGGAACAGAGAAUGGAUGAGACGCAAUGGGCUGCACAUUUCCAGUGAUAUAGAUGAGGCCAUGACCGGUCAUGAAAUGAAAGGACAGACUGCAGUGCUAGUAGCUAUAGAUGGUGCACUGUGUGGAAUGAUCGCUAUUGCAGAUACAGUGAAGCAGGAGGCAGCUCUUGCUGUACACACAUUGAAAUCUAUGGGAGUAGAUGUAGUACUGAUCACAGGAGACAACAGGAGGACGGCUAAAGCAAUCGCCACUCAGGUUGGGAUCAAGAAGGUAUUUGCAGAAGUUCUACCUUCUCACAAGGUGGCAAAGGUCCAGGCUUUGCAGAGUGAAGGAAAGAGAGUAGCCAUGGUGGGCGAUGGUGUGAACGACUCCCCCGCAUUAGCCAGAGCUGAUAUUGGGAUUGCUAUUGGGACCGGAACUGAUGUUGCCAUCGAAGCUGCAGAUAUUGUUCUUAUUAAAAAUGAUCUGCUGGAUGUUGUUGCCAGCAUUCAUCUCUCAAAGAGAACCGUGAGAAGAAUAAGAAUUAACUUCAUGUUUGCACUCAUCUAUAAUCUUCUAAGCAUUCCUAUUGCAGCAGGUGUUUUCCUGCCAGUGGGAUUGGUGUUACAGCCAUGGAUGGGGUCCGCAGCUAUGGCAGCCUCCUCUGUGUCUGUGGUUUUGUCCUCUCUUCAGCUGAAAUGCUACAGCAAACCAGACCUGGAUAGAUAUGAAGCUGGAGCCCAAGGGCAAAUGAAGCCACUUACCCCAUCGCAGAUAAGUGUUCAUGUUGGGAUGGAUGACAGGAGGAGGGAUAUCCCAAUGACCAGUACCUGGGAUCAGAUCAGCUAUGUCAGCCAAGUGUCAUCCAGCAGAUCUCUACAAAAUUCUUUAGCGGGCGACAGACAAGACAAGUGUUCUCUUCUGAUCAAUGAGGAUGAUGAGGACCUGUACAUGUAGCUUGGUGGUUUAAUACCAGGAGAUCCAGGACCAUUGUCUGUAUUCAUCACUUUUAACAGUUCUCUGUAAUCUCUAAUGUUUAUGAGAUAACAAACAAAGCAAAUACAUUGAAACAACUGGUGGAUAAGUGUAUGAAAUAUUACAUUCCGAUGUACAUACAUUUAUGAGUUACAUAUUAAAGAGAUUCCUUCCUCAGUG